Molecule: messenger RNA, 432 nt
Organism: Symbiodinium sp. CCMP2456
Lineage: Eukaryota; Dinophyceae; Suessiales; Symbiodiniaceae
Source: the annotation of a GenBank genome assembly
AUGGGCACGCUCCUCGAGAAGCCCACGCGCUGGAGAGAGGCGCUGAAGCUUUGGGAGGAUAUGAGCACGAUGAACCUCGCCCCGGAUUCACUCUGCUGGUCACACGCCAUCAAAUGGUACGGCCUCAGCGGUGCUUGGGAGGAGUCCUUGCAGAUUUUUGAGCAAGCACAGCGGGCGUCGUCCGUCAAGCCAUCCUUGCCCUUCUCGGGGGCACUCUUCGCCAUGUGCCGCUCUCUGCAGUGGGAGGCGUCGCUACACAUCCUGAGUCGCAUGAAUGCCCAGGAGAUGGAUCUAUCGCGGCAUGACUACCGCGAGCUGGUCCUCAGCUGCGUGAAAUGUGAUCAGUGGCAGUUUUCCGUGCGCUUCCUGAAGGAGAUGGUCGAGGAGGACCUCGAUCCGGACCGAUCUUUCAGCACAAUGGCCGCAGAGCUU